Messenger RNA from Salarias fasciatus (jewelled blenny), 667 nucleotides. It is a transcript of the gene ecrg4a, whose product is annotated as ECRG4 augurin precursor a. The record is from RefSeq and is a predicted model, not a curated record. The transcript has 4 exons. Gene Ontology annotation, biological process: anaphase-promoting complex-dependent catabolic process; regulation of cell population proliferation; central nervous system development. Bases 84 to 521 code for a protein of 145 amino acids. NCBI's taxonomy places the organism in Eukaryota, Metazoa, Chordata, Actinopteri, Blenniiformes, Blenniidae.
GCCCACUCCCCCCUCUGGUCCCGCAGCAGCUUCUGCACAGUUGUUGCCUUUGAGGAGUUGUGGAAAGACUGAGUGGGGACAAAAUGGCAUCCCGGCAGCUCUGUGCGAGGCUGAUGGGGCUGGCGGUGCUGCUGGCCGCACUGACUCUCCAAGAUGCUUCCAGUGAUGGCAGCUUACAGAAGAUCCUGGGGAAGCGAGACGUGGCAGGAGCCGGAACUGCCCCGUCCAGGUCCUCGGUGGCCGUCCCGCCCUCCAGGGCUCAGGAGUUCCUGGCCAGGCUGAGCAGGUCCAAGAGGAACAUCUGGGACCGCAGCCGGCCCGACGUGCAGCAGUGGAUCAUGCAGUUCAUGUCCAUGGGAUUCGACGAGCAGAGGCUGGAGACUGACCUCUCGUACUGGAUGGACCAGGCGCGCUCCAGGGACCAGGGGCGGCAGCACCACUACGACGAGAACGCCGCCAUGGGCCCGCGGGACCCAUCCUCGUACCGACACGGCGCCAACGUCAACUACGACUACUAUUAACGGCGGGACGCCAACGCUCGCGGUGGACAGACGGCAGGACGGCGUCCGACCCCGGAGCACAUCUGGAAUCCUGCGCCAGUCGGGGCCUCCACAGAUCGGCUCUUCAUCUCAAUAAACACCACCCUGCUGCACGAGCAGGAAUCUCC